Messenger RNA from Leishmania braziliensis MHOM/BR/75/M2904, 1401 nucleotides. RefSeq lists its product as hypothetical. The coding region runs from base 1 to 1401 and encodes 466 amino acids. Gene Ontology annotation, cellular component: nucleus. NCBI's taxonomy places the organism in Eukaryota, Euglenozoa, Kinetoplastea, Trypanosomatida, Trypanosomatidae. The record is from RefSeq and is a predicted model, not a curated record. The transcript has a single exon. Gene Ontology annotation, molecular function: protein binding.
AUGGACCCCUCCGUGAAGGCCGCGAGUGAGCUGAAUGCCAUCUUUGGCCGUCUCGGGGUUCUGUGUGAGGUUUGCGUGACAAGCGCGGAGGGCAAGCAUGUGAAGGCGACCGAAAGCCUGAAAGAGGGCUUUGCGCUGGUGGAGGAACUGCCUAUUGUGUCGUGGCCGUCGCCCUCGCUGCUGACGCUGUCCACUCCUUUCUGUUUUCAAUGCCUCCGUCUUAGCAGCCACCAACCCUCGACUGCCAUGUCCGACUCGGAAUUGCUGCCUUCUACGUCCUGCUCAUCAUUGACGUCUGCCGUUGGUGCUGCUAGGGUUCCCCAGUCGUGGUCGCGGUGCGCUCACUGUGCGUCCUACUUCUGCUCUUCCGAGUGUCAGCAGGCCAGCUCACGCGUGCAUCGCCUGCUGUGCUCCAGUCUGCCUGUGGUGCGGGAGGGCCACGGUGGCAGCGGUGGGCGAAGUGGUGCAGAGGAUGUCAUGGUGACGGCGCCUGGGUCCUUCUCUUCUGCCACCACCUCGCUCACCUCGUCCCCGACAUCGUCUGAGAUAACCCUGGAGGCUCUCGCCCGCUGUGUCGCCUGGAUCGCCCACCGGCUUUCCUAUGCCAUUGAACAGCAGCAGAUAACGCAUGAAAUGCUCCAGGCGGAUUACGUUUUUCAGCAGCAGCAGCAACAGCAGGCGGGCGGUUCUGCCACUGGCGCCGUCUGGUCUACUGUCUCCCUAAACUAUCAACUCUUCACGCAGGUUGUCACGCCGUUCAGUCGACUUGUUAGCCCGCCGGACAACGUGGAGUUUGACGGUGUGCCACUCUCCUCCUGGAUGGCGAAGCUGCGCGUCUUGUUGGCCGAGCGGUGUGUCGAGGAGCUACUCAUUGCCAGCGGUACGUCGUUGUCUGCUGUUGAGCGGCAUACGCUGGCGUUCAACGAGCACCAGGCGGUGCCAGCGCCAGCUCUACUGUGGGCAGAGGCGCUUGUGCAGGUACUCCUCAGCUUUGACACACUCCGUACCUUGGUUGGUCAGAUGGUGCUGAACGCUCAUGCCAUCAACGACUACGUGCUGUUGCCCGUUGGAGCUCCGUCGCCUAGUGCGUUCGACUGGGUCUUGAAGGGUGCCGGCCUCUACUCUCUGCUUGCGUGCUUCAAUCAUUCCUGCGUACCGAAUGUCGCCGUCAGCAAUGUGGAUGGCACGCACGAGAUUGUCCUCAAGACAACGCGGCCCAUCCAGGCUGGCGAGCCGCUGACGAUCACCUACAUUCCUCUAAGUGCCGGUGCCAUGUCCCGCGCAGAGCGGCAGCGGCAGCUGAGGAACUACUUCUUCACCUGCCACUGCCCGCGAUGCAUUAAGGAGGCGGGGGUGGCGGGGGAUAUCGCUGCGGUGACGGGAAGCAGCAAUGUCGUGUAG